Messenger RNA from Colius striatus (speckled mousebird), 1542 nucleotides. RefSeq names its product leucine rich repeat containing 14B (gene LRRC14B). The transcript has 2 exons. The record is from RefSeq and is a predicted model, not a curated record. Bases 1 to 1542 code for a protein of 513 amino acids. Gene Ontology annotation, cellular component: cytoplasm. NCBI's taxonomy places the organism in Eukaryota, Metazoa, Chordata, Aves, Coliiformes, Coliidae.
AUGAAGUCUCUCCGCUUCCUUAGCGCUGAAGCGUUCGUGUCAAACGCAGCCUUUGCCAGGAGGAGCCUCGAUGGUGUUGCCCAUAACCUUUUCCCUCUUCUUUUCAAAGCCAGCUAUUUACUGGAGCAAGGGGAAGUGGUUCAUGACCUGGUAGAGAACUGGCCACUUAUUGACUUUAACUUGGGAAAGCUUUUGGGAGCUACUGCGGACUACCAGGAGGACCUGAGCUGUAGAACAUGCUCGGUGUGCUUGGAAAGCUGCCUGACAGGGCUGAGGGACUAUGUGCUGCAUCAACCCUCUCCCUACAUGAAGAGGUUGAAAGUGGUCGACCUGACGGGGAUAAGAGACGUGGAAGUUCAGCUUUGCGGGUGUAAGAAGACAAUGGGCAGAUGGGCCAGGACACAGCUGCUGUCUAAGCUCUGUUUGGAGCUGCUGGGUCACCCGCAACAACCAGAGCGCAGCUCUGAGGUCAGCAUCGAUGUACUGAUCGACUUGUUUGUUACAGAGAGGAGCUAUGAGCUGGUAGCUCAGGCCUUGCUGAAGAAAUGCUCUUGUCCACUGAAGAUCUGCUGUGUGGCAUUCAGAACCGACAACCUGGCUUUGCAGAAGUUCUUCUACAUCAUCAAGCUGACCGAGCCCUCUCUGCUGCGCAAACUGGAAAUAGUUCACAACGUUCGCUUGGAAAUGGAACACUUGGAAAUACUCUUCAACAGUAUCCACUUCCCUCUCCUGAUGUCCUUGACCUUGCCAGCACGAACGUUUAACGUGCAGAGGUUCACAGCUUCGGACGAGCGGCUGCUCGCUCGCGUCGGAGAGCAGAUGGGUGGGAUGACGCAGCUGAGCGAGCUGAACAUCUCAUUCUCUGUACUCACAGGAAGAAUACAGAAACUGCUCAGCCCACUAAAAACUCCACUGAAGAAGCUGGAUGUUUCUAACUGCUCGUUGAACCACGUUGAUAUGACCUAUUUAGCCAAUAGUUUCCAUGCUAAUCACUUAGAAGCCCUGGACCUGAGUGGUCACAAUAUACCUGACCUUUACCCAUCAAUAUUCAUGAAGCUUCUCAGCCAUUCGUCUCCAGUGCUCAGGAGUCUCACUUUGGAGGACUGUAACUUCCAAGACACUCAUGUCCACAUGUUGAUUUUAGGUUUAAGUUAUUGUCAUAAACUACAGGAGUUUAAGUUUCUUGGAAACCCGCUGUCAGCCCGGGCACUUAAACACCUUUUCACGUUUUUCUGUGAGCUGCCAAUGCUGAGAAACGUGGAGUUCCCAGUUCCAAGGGACUGCUACCCCAUCGGCAUCACCUACCCCAUCGAUGAUGCCAGUCUCUGCAGGUUUGAUCACCGGAAAUACGAGAGUGUAGCAGAGGAGCUGAAACUCAUUUUACUCCAAGCAAACCGCGAGGAUGUGAAGGCUUCAACUCCGCUCUCUGGCAGCUAUGAUGCAGCUGUGCAGGAGACAAACAAUGAACUGGGAGCUUACUUGAUCAAGUCCUUCAAAGAGACUUUAGAAAAGUUCACUACUUCUCUUAACAAAAUGAGUUAA